AGUAGAAAAUGCCAGGAACAGAGAAAGAGAGAAUCUUUAUCGACAGAGUGUCCCAGAGAGAGAGAGAGAGAGAGAGAGAGAGAGAGAGAGGAGAGAGAGUUGAGAUGGGUUCUCCUUCUGCUGCUUCUUCAUCUUCGACUGAGAAACGCAAACAAGGACUUGGAUGGAUGGAAUGGCUGAGAGGGUGGUUCUAUGUGAUAUACGAAUUUCUUUUUCAAAGGAUUACGGCGAGCCAUCUUGAGAACCCAAUGCCUUUGCCUCCGCUCAACGAUCUCACCUGCAUCAUAACGGGCUGCACAAGUGGAAUUGGCCUCGAAAUGGCAAGGCAGAUGGCAGAGUCGGGGGCACACGUUGUUAUGGCAGUGAGGAACACCAAGGCAGCUCAUGGGUUGAUCCAGAAGUGGCAAAAUGAAUGGUCAGGAAUGGGACUCCCUCUAAACAUUGAGGUGAUGGAGCUUGAUCUUCUCUCGUUGGAUUCUGUUGUGAGAUUUGCUGAAGCAUGGAAUGCUCGUUUGGGACCUCUGCAUGUUUUGAUCAAUAAUGCAGGCAUCUUUUCAAUUGGAGAACUGCAACGGUUUUCAAAGGAUGGGUAUGAGGAACACAUGCAAGUGAACCAUCUGUCUCCAGCAUUGCUUUCGAUAUUGCUUUUGCCAUCUCUUAUUAGAGGCUCUCCAAGUCGCAUUAUUAAUGUGAACUCCAUUAUGCAUUUUGUCGGCUUUGUUGACACAGAAGACAUGAAUGUCGUUUCUGGAAAAAGGAAGUAUACAAGUUUAGUUGGAUACUCAAGUAGCAAGCUAGCACAGGUCAUGUUUAGCAACAUCCUGCAGAAACGGAUACCUGCUGAAGCUGGUAUUGAUGUUGUAUGUGUCUCACCUGGCAUUGUCCACACAAAUGUUGCGAGGGACCUUCCUAAAAUCAUUCAGCUUGCGUACCAUUUGAUACCUUAUUUUAUAUUUAGUGCUCAAGAAGGUUCUAGGAGUUCACUUUUUGCAGCCACUGAUCCUCAGGUCCCAGAGUACUGUGGGCUGUUGAAGGCAGAUGACUGGCCUGUUUGUUCUUUUAUUUCUCAUGACUGUCGCCCAAUGAAUGCCUCCGAAGAGGCACACAACAUAGAAACUUCACACAAAGUCUGGGCGAAGACAUUAGAACUGAUUGGACUUCCUUCAGAUGCUGUAGAGAGGCUACUGGAAGGGGAAGAAAUCCAAUGCCGGUAUGGCCCCAGCCGGGAAUAAGAUUUUGCAGAUGCCUGUAACAUGACUCACUGCUUUACCGGUUGGGUGGUUGGUUGGUUGGGUUAGAAAUUGGAAGAAAUUUUGCCGUUGCUUUGUGACUGACUCCAUUCAGUUUAGGAAAUUCAAAUUGGGCAUUCAGGGCAAGUUUUCUACUUUAUUCUUGCUGUUUCAGAUGAUUAUUACUGAAGACUGUUUCCAUGGCUUGCUCAUCUGAUCAUGUUGAAGUGUUUCUGCGCCAAUGUAUUAGAAGGUUCAUAGAUUCACUAGAAUUAGCAUUCUAGUAUAUAUUACAUUAUGAUUGUAAUACAUAUCUUAAAAUAGUUCUAAUGAAGUUAGAUGCACAUCUAAAUUAA
Messenger RNA from Macadamia integrifolia, 1585 nucleotides. Its product is annotated as dehydrogenase/reductase SDR family member FEY-like. The record is from RefSeq and is a predicted model, not a curated record. The transcript is spliced from 8 exons. NCBI's taxonomy places the organism in Eukaryota, Viridiplantae, Streptophyta, Magnoliopsida, Proteales, Proteaceae. The coding region runs from base 9 to 1232 and encodes 407 amino acids.